Messenger RNA from Glycine soja, 2639 nucleotides. RefSeq names its product lysine-specific demethylase JMJ25-like. Gene Ontology annotation, cellular component: histone deacetylase complex; chromatin. Gene Ontology annotation, biological process: regulation of transcription by RNA polymerase II. The coding region runs from base 1 to 2478 and encodes 825 amino acids. NCBI's taxonomy places the organism in Eukaryota, Viridiplantae, Streptophyta, Magnoliopsida, Fabales, Fabaceae. Gene Ontology annotation, molecular function: chromatin DNA binding; histone H3K9 demethylase activity; transcription coregulator activity. The record is from RefSeq and is a predicted model, not a curated record. The transcript has 14 exons.
AUGGGGUGUUUGCAAUUACCUGAUUUUACUUUGUGCACAUUCUGCAGAGAACGGUCAAACCAAUGUACUGAUAACCUUAAAUACAAAAUCCCAAGACGCCCAAGAGAUUUUGAAUCUUCAAAGAAGAGAAAGGUUCAAGAUACUCACAAACUUGACAUUAUAAAAUCUAAGUCAAUGGGGGAAGAAGAUAUUUUGGUUUGUUCAAAGAGGACUACUGAACUUCCAUUUAGGAAAGGACUAGAGGCAAAUAAGUGUCUUACUGCAUUGAAGAAGAAAAGAAUACUUGAAGACGCUAUCUUAAUUAACAAUUUGGAAGAUGAUAAAGUUUAUGUUCCCUCGAAGACAUACUCCAGAAGCAAAGCUAGAAAAAUGGAUGAUGUAAAGGUGAUUGAUACGGCUUCCAGAAGAUGUCAUCAGUGCAUGAAAAAGGAAAGAGCAGCAUAUGUACCUUGUACUAAAUGUCGGAAAAUGUAUUGUAUGUGGUGCAUCAGGAAAUGGUAUUCCAAUUUGUCAAUAGAAGAUAUUGCACAAGAGUGUCCCUUUUGCCAAAAGAAUUGCAAUUGCAAUGUUUGCUUGAGUUCAAGAGGAAUGAUUAAGACGUCAAACAAGUGCAUCAGAGAUGAUGAAAAGGUUCAGUAUCUUCAAUACACUAUUAACCUGCUCCUUCCGUUUAUACAACGAGUUUGUGAAGAACAAAGUCAAGAGCUAGAGAUUGAAGCUAAAAUACAAGGAAAAUCAAGAUCUGAAAUUGAGAUAUCACAAAUUCCUUGUGAAAAUGAACGUAUCUAUUGUGACCAUUGUGCUACUUCAUUUACUGACCUUUAUCGAAGCUGCCCCAAGUGUUCCAUUGAAAUCUGCCUUAACUGUUGCAAAGAAAUACGCAAUGGAAGUAUAUCACCCCGGUCUGAACUGAAGUUUCAAUAUGUGAAUAGAGGCUAUGAUUAUAUGCAUGGUGGUGAUCCUUUACCAGUGUCUUGUGAUUUAAGGACUUCAAAAGGUCAUAGAGAGAUAUUUACCAAAUGGAGUGCUAACAGUGAUGGAAGUAUUAGAUGUGCUCCAAAAGAAAUGGGGGGCUGUGGUGGCUCUGUGUUGGAGCUGAAGCGCUUGUUUCCAAAUGGAUGGAUAUCAGACUUAGAAGCCAAAGCUCGUAACAUGCUAAAAACUUAUUGCAAAACUGAACAAGCAACUCUUCAGAAAGAAGCAACAUCAAGUUGCAAUUCUAUGAUAAGAGCAGCUUUUAGAGAUGGACUGUUUCUCUUCCAAAAACAUUGGACUAAAGGUGAACCAAUUAUAGUUCGUGAUGUUCUUAACCAGGGGACAGGUCUGAGUUGGGAGCCAAUGGUCACAUGGCGAGCACUAUGUGAAAAUGUGGUUCCAGGGAUCAGCUCAAAUAUGUUAGAAGUGACGGCCAUUGAUUGCUUGGCUAGUUGCGAGGUAGAAAUCAACACUCGUACGUUCUUUAAGGGUUACACACAAGGAAGAACAUAUAGAAAUCUCUGGCCAGAGAUGCUGAAGCUAAAAGAUUGGCCCCCCUCUCAUAAGUUUGAAGAUCUUUUGCCUCGCCAUUAUGAUGAAUUUAUCCGUUGCUUGCCAUUUCAAGAGUAUAGUGACCCUCGAGCUGGAAUCCUCAACCUUGCUGUAAAGUUGCCACCCCAUGUCCUAAAGCCAGACUUGGGUCCAAAAACAUAUAUUGCAUAUGGCAUUAAAGAAGAGCUUGGCAGGGGAGAUUCAGUAACAAAACUUCACUGUGAUAUGUCUGAUGCUGUGAAUAUUUUGACUCACACGGCUGAGGUAACGUUAACUGAUGAACAGAACUGUGUUAUUUCAAAACUGAAAAAAGCACACAUUGCCCAAGAUGAGAAAGAGCACUGUGCCCGAGAAAGGGUUGAUGAAUGCCUGAAUGAAGGACCCUGGAAAGACCACAGAGAACAGGAGGAUAACAAGUGUCCCGUUGACAUCAAUGGAAAAAUCUUUCCAAAUGAUAUGCCCACAAUCUCCAGAGAAACAACAGAAACAGGUGGUGCUCUUUGGGAUAUCUUUCGGAGAGAGGAUACUGAUAUGUUAGAAGCAUAUCUAAGGAAACACUCUAAAGAAUUUAGGCAUACUUAUUGUUCUCCAGUUGAACAGGUUGUCCAUCCAAUUCAUGACCAAAGUUUUUACUUGACUUUGGAACACAAGAAGAAGUUGAAGGAGGAGUUUGGUGUAGAACCUUGGACUUUUGAGCAGAAACUUGGGGAGGCAGUAUUUAUUCCUGCUGGAUGUCCACACCAAGUCAGGAAUCUUAAGUCAUGCACAAAAGUAGCUGCAGACUUCGUGUCCCCAGAAAAUGUUCAUAUGUGCCUGCAUUUAACUGAAGAAUUCCGUCGUCUUCCCAAGAAUCACAAGGCUAGAGAAGACAAACUCGAGAUAAAGAAGAUGAUCGUCUAUGCUGUUGACCACGCUGUCAAAGAAUUAGAAGCUUUAGUUAGAUGUUCUUGAGGGGAUCCCAUGCGGCUUCAAUCAAGCUGACUCAUUUUACCAUGAUAACUGCUACGAUUCUUUUGCGUGAUAGUUUAAAUUUUGUUUUGAGAGAAAUUUUUGUGAAGUUGUAACUUUUUUUUGCUAUUCAGCCAAUACAUAUUUGUGUAUAGUCUAAUGAC